CAAGAUAACGAACACAUCGAUGAUGAUGAUGAUGUGAUAACUAGGCCUACAAGCGGCCUACAGAGUGGUAAGUAGAAUAAAUAACUUUUGUAUUGAACUGUUAUGAGAUUUUUUAGAAAAAAACGGUAUUUUCCGGCUCUUAUCCUUAAUAGCCCUUAAUCAACUCAAUGGCGACUCUGAUGAAAGUGGGAGCGGCGAGGACUCGCUAAGUAGCAAAAACAGCACCGACAACUCAACAAUAACAGGAGAAAAACAAAAAUCUUCCUCAAGAUAGAGGAGAACAGAACGAGACAAAAGGUAAGACGCAUUUUACUGUAAAAUUUACUCACAUAACCUUUGAAAAUUGAUGGUGAUGGCGAUGACGACGACUGUGGUGUUGGCGGUGGCAGCAGUGGUGGGGGCAUAAAAUGAAGAUUAUGAUGAUGACUUACGACAACAUAAACAUUAUUUUACUUUACUGUAGGCUACAUCUGUUUUGUGGUACUCUAAACAAAAAUUUGCACUUCUUACUUAUUUUUAGGUAAUCAAAAUGAUAAAAUUGCGAAACAAACCAUCCCCCAGACUGGUCAAGGUAAGUAACUUAGCUGCGAAUGAUGUGCAGUCGGAAAAACAUAUCCAAAAUUAACGGUUAUACUGCGACACACAACGUUAAUUUUAUCUUCCAAAUUUAUUUUUUAGCUUGUUGCUUACUAAAAACCUGACUACUCUUAUUUUCAGAAAGCAGCCAAAAUGAGACAUUGUCGGACAUUCCUGAUGAGUCUCAGAUGAAUGGUAGGUAUAAUCAUUAUUAGGGCAAUAAGAAAAUUAUCACCUGACAGGUCCUCUGUUCAUCUGACUAGCUAAUGGCAUAGCGUAGCCUAUAUCUUGAGGAGAAAACGUUAAACAUCUUAAAUAAAACAUAAAAUGACUCUAUGAAUAUUUCUAUCAAAGCCGAUAGCUACUCUCUUGUUGUAUACUAUUGCAAUUGUAAACUAAAAAAAGGCAAUUUCUGGCGAUGUAUGUUCGAAGUAUUUAUUGACAAAUAUCCGCAUUUUUCUCUACUCGCUAUCUACAUUAAAUAAAGUACACCAGCUAAUAGGAAUAUGGAAUUUACAAUGGAACACUAAUGAAAUUUUGUUUAUGAGAGUGGGGGUGUGUGGCAAUCGUCUGUAAUAUUUCUGAAUCAAAAUGCAUAAAUUAAUAAAAAUCAAAUUUUAAGGGUAUUCCUGUGCCUUUUAAGGGUAUUCCUGUGUCUUGAAAUUCUCCCCUUUGUUUAUCAGUGGUACCAUAAAUUAAGCCCUUCUGGUUUUGUUAAUUUUUUUAAUCCAGUAUCUUCCAUUCAUUCCUAUUAUACACGUUAAUCACAGAAUGAUAAUGUGUUUGCUAAAUCGGUUCAUACCACUCAAUAUUCGUCACCGUUACACUAGUACCAACCUUCUUUUUCCAUUGAUAUUAGCAAAAUCAAACUGUUUUCCAGUUUUCGUCAAAAUAUCACGAAUUCUAUGAUUGAUUGUUAUAAUACUGUUUUAAUUCCUGAAGUGUUAUUAUUAUAUUACCUUUAACUACUAUUUAAUUAAUGAGGUAAUACUUACUUUUUAUCUAAAAGAACCAUUUUGCCGCUAUAUUCCUUCCACUCUUAUUCUUGUUUGGGGUUACGUACUUGGUUAGUUCUACGAACUAUUUAGGUGUCCCAAACUCUGCACAAAUAACCUAAAAUUGAAAAUAUUCUUUUCCUUCGCAUUUUUUUAUUUUUUUAUUUUAAAAGCACUGAUUUCUAUAAAUUAGUAAUCUGUGUGAAUUUAAAUGAAAUUGACUUGACGAAUUGACUUGAAAAAAAUUGAAGUUUGAAUACUCCAUUUAACUGUAUUAAUUAUCAUCGUUAUUUUCUGUUUGUUCAGAAAUCUUCAAAAUCAAUCAUCAGUAAGUGACUGAUGAUUCUCAGCAAGAGAGAACAGCUCAUUCUCUCUUAUUCUCAGACAAAUGGUAUGCACACCCUUCUUGUGCGUGCUGUAGGCUAUACUCACCGAUUAUCACUGAAAAUUAUAACAUAUUUGAUAUAUAUUUGUAUUUCAAACAGCAAACAGCUUUGCAAAGAAUGAAACUGCAGCUAAUCAAACACAAUCAUCUGCUAACAAUUCAACAGGUUAGACCCAACAAACUUUACGUUUCCUAAGGAUGUCCUUAAAGUUUAUUCCAUGAUUGACAAUAGCUUAACUUUUUGUUGGCAAACUACAAACUACUCCUAGUUCUGGAAUCUUUACACGGUACUGUCUCUUUACAGAAUUUCAGUGUCCCGCGUGGUCUCCAUUGUCACGCGUGGCAUCCUUUAGCCACUGAGUAAAAAAAAAUUGUUCUUUUGUUUUCAAGCUUAUUUCAAUCAAUUUUUCGCCUUUUUUGCCGUAUUCAAGAUGGAAGAAGUUUUCGCCUGUUACGCUAUCUACUGUACUUUAAUAAAAAAAAUCACAAUUAGAUUGCUAUAUGAAGUGUUGCAGAGGAAUAGGCCUUUUGCAAUAGUUAAUUACAUGAUCAACUUUCCGUAAACUCGAAAACAAUUCCAUUCCUUAGCGGGGAGUGAAAAAGCACGUAAAAAUUGCUUACCAUUAAAUUUUCAACCGUAUACCCGAAAGUAGUGAUUGCAACGGCCGCCGAAAAUUGGAAGGGUUUGUAUCAGAGAAACAACUCUAUGCACCCAGUCAAGGGUUAAGUGGUUUUUCAUAGAAAUCUGGCUUGUAAAUUUUGAAAAUUUCGAACUGUCGUUAAAUCAUCCCCUUACAUCACGGGGCUUAAAUUGUCUGUUAUAAUCAAAUAAAAAUUUGAGCCUCGUAGUGCUUAAGGAAAGUUUUCAUUUUUAAAGAUAUUUAGCGAGACCCUUGAAGCGUCACUGUCUGUUUUUACUAGUGUCCAAUGACCUUUCAUCAAAUUUAAACGAACAAGAGAAGAUAUCGCUUAUGAAGAUAAAACCUAUUAUAAACCAAGGUAUGUGAAACAAAUUCUACUAUUUAUACUUUUUACAAUGUGAUUUUUUUAAAAAAUUUUGGUCAGCAUACCUUAAAUAUUAUUAGUUGCAUAUCUCUUAACCCAUCUUUGUGAACAAUACGAAGACGACACAAUUUACGAAUACGUGGAAAACCUAGGACCAUAGACAUCUGAAACAUAAAAAUUCAACUUUUUACAAGCAAUUUUUCUACCUUAAACAAUUUUGUACCUUGGGUACCAGAGGAUUUUUUUCUCUCGUGCGACUAAACGGUUCGCUGUCGACUGCAGACCGAAACCGCAUAUGAAAAAUCUCUGGCACCCUGGCACCCUGGCACCCAGGGUAACAAUUGUGUGGCAUUCAUUACACGUUAAUUCUCAUUAACUGUUUUAUUGGCUGAUUGCAGGAUCGUGCCCUAUGUUAGAGACCCUAAGCUGUCUCAACCUGCUUUAUUCCUAUCCUUGCAAUAGACGAUUGCUUGGAGAGUGGAAUGACCUGUUGCCAGACCAAAUGCAUUUAUGGCAAGAGGAUGUGCGUCCCUCGAGGUAGGAUUCAACAUUACAAAAAUCAAAAUAUGCAUAACCCGGGAAUCAACUCAUGGGUUUAUUUAUUUUGUUUAUUUGUUUUUUCUUUGUUCCAUUCGUUAAUUCUUUUUAAAUGCAGCUUCAUUACUCCCUCUUAGCUUUACGGUGGACAAUCCAAGUUAUCAAAGCCAAAGUUUUUUGUUUUUAUUCGCAAAUAUCAGGAGCGUUGUGUCUUAAGAAGGCAAUUCCUUUUGUCGUUCUUACACUCUGUUUACAAGUAAACAUUACGGCGCCUGAAGUAGGAUAUUAUCCUUAUAUUAAGAUUUACCCCAACAGAGUGCCCACCCCAGAUCAAAAGGCAGCAUAUACAUGUGUCGCUGUUACAGUGAUAUAGGCAUCCCCAUUCCCAAUGAUCGAUAACCCUAAGGAUAUGGGCAUCCCCUGUAGCUUUAACCCUAACAGCAACCCAAGUCGCUAAGGUAAUAUGAGAAGGGAUGCCCAUAUUACCAGAGUUUUGGGAAUGGGGAUCCCAAAACGCCGGACGCUAAGGUAAUAUGAAAAGGAGAUGCCCAUAUCAGUAGAGUCUUUGGAAUGGGGAUGCCCAUAUCAAUGUGACAGCGACACUUUAUAAACGACAAAGAAACUGGGCUGCUUUUGCAAAGAUUUCUGAGAUCGUUACCAGGGGCGCGCUAUUCAGCUAUAGGCCAAUUUCUUAUCUCUGUCCUCAAUAAAAGUCCCAGACGUCUUCGCGAAAGUUAACUUGCCGCAGUUUCCUUCUGGUUUCUAAAAUGGGGAUUGGGUGGCGACUUGCCGAGUUCUAAAGCAAAAAUCACACAUUUUUACUUUAGUUUUCCUUUAUCGGAUGACCUAGUAAUUCUUUCUUUUUCCCUGUUUUCGAUGCUUUUCUUCCACGUUGAUUUCUUGAUUUUUAUUUCAUUUCAAUAUAGUAUCAGCAGUCUGCCCUUUGAGAACUCCAUAUUACACGGCUUUCAAGCCAUGCAAAGACUCAGGAGACUGUGGAACAGGAAGAGUGUGCUGCUUAGACAUGGCAGGAAGGCAUUACUGUCAUCAGUCCAGCUCCGUCGAGUAG
Porites lobata is the source of this 4567-nucleotide messenger RNA. The record is from the annotation of a GenBank genome assembly. NCBI's taxonomy places the organism in Eukaryota, Metazoa, Cnidaria, Anthozoa, Scleractinia, Poritidae.